UUUUUAGAUGAUGUAUAUUUGGAGCAUUAUGCAGUGUUUAGGAAGUGAUUGUGAGGGAUCAUUGGAAGGUUUAAGUGGUAAUAUCAUGUUAUUCAUAGCAUUUUGUUUUCCAAGUAAUUAUAUUUACUUGAAUUGAAAUGGAAAUUCUCUCUUCAAACUUCUGCUUGGGAGAGUAGUGAACUGUUUGAUCGUUUGCAUUAGUAAUGGGAGUUUUGGGAUAUUAAAUUAGAAUCACUGGUUGUUGUUGUUUGUUCUUCCCUCCAACACCUCAACUUUGAAACACACUCUAAAGGAUUAGUGCUUUGAAGUGGGAGGGUCUGUUUAUGUAGGAAGCAUUGCACAUCAUAGAAGCUCACCAAAAAUGUUAUGUUACUAAUUUACUUUCUUGAGAUUAGUGGUUUUCAAUUCAUUCAGGAUGUUUAGAAUUGAUAAUCUUAGCACACACGACAUGGACCUUUAAGAAAACUGUUUCAAUGAUGAUAUCUUGAAACAUGCUUUAUAUUAAUUGGAAUCAUGGAAUGUUGAGAAAACAUAUGGAUAUUGAGAAGCUGUGCCUGUUCUGUUAUAUGCUGCUCAUUGUUAAGUUUGUACUUUGUAGAAUGAGAAACGAAUGAGUGGUAAAAGCAAUUCGCAAUGUAACAAUGAGUAGCAAAAAAGUAAUAUUUCAAGUUCACAGGAUGAGUAAGUAUAAUAAAGAGGAAGUACUUCAGAAAGCCGAAAAGGAUCUAGCAGCAGUGCCAGAUCACUACAUGUCCCGACUAGUCAAAGAAUUGCAGGGUACCGAUUUUUGGAAGCUACGACGAGCAUACUCGCCUGGUGUUUGCAGAUACAAGAGUAUGUUGAAGCAACUACUUUAUGCGGUUUCUGUAAAAAUGCUUGCGGAUUUGACUGGAGAACUGAUGCGUCUAGCUAUUAGUAGGAUAUCAGAUGGUGAGCUUGAAUUUGCUCAGAAGAUAUGCAGAUUUACUCGUGAUAUAUACGGAGAGCUUACAGUUGUAGUGCCACAUAUGGGUGAUAGUCAUGAUAUGAAGACAAAGAUGGAAAUAAUGCUCCAAAGUGUCAUGAAAAUAGAGAAUGCUUGCUUUAGUGUUCAUGUGAGAGGAUCAGAGUAUAUCCCACUUCUUGGAUCUAACGACCCGGGUUCUUUCUUGGUUGGAGUUGCAGAUAUCGAACUAUGAGGUAUGUUCAUUCUUCUCUCGCAUUCCUCCUUCAUUUUUAAGUUGCCAAUUUUCUAUUUAACAAUUUCCAAUGAAGCGGGAGUUUCCAUAUAACAGCAAUCCAUUGAAUGCUUAAUUUGUCAAGGUUGAUAUCACUGCACAGAAUCAAUAUCAGCAAUAUUGGCGAUGAAAUUUUGAAGUUCAUUCUUAUCAAACAUGGCACGACCCGUUGUGCCAUUUUACUGGUAAAGUUUGAGCUGAUCGCAUAUUAUUAGUGUUAGCUUGUACUAGAUCUUUCGAGAUCAAAGAAAUCAUUGACAUGAAGUUCGAAUUAUGCAAUGAUAUUAACAUCCAAGUUCCUUUCUAGUUU
Arachis ipaensis is the source of this 1527-nucleotide messenger RNA. NCBI's taxonomy places the organism in Eukaryota, Viridiplantae, Streptophyta, Magnoliopsida, Fabales, Fabaceae. The record is from RefSeq and is a predicted model, not a curated record.